Molecule: messenger RNA, 1548 nt
Organism: Dunckerocampus dactyliophorus (ringed pipefish)
Lineage: Eukaryota; Metazoa; Chordata; Actinopteri; Syngnathiformes; Syngnathidae
Gene: ccdc59
Product: coiled-coil domain containing 59
Exons: 4
Coding region: 111-884 (257 amino acids)
Cellular component (GO): nucleus
Source: RefSeq, a predicted model, not a curated record
UUCCUUAAACGUCAUCAUUCCGCGACCGCAAGAAAACACUCAUUCCGUCCACGCGUGAAAACAUUCUAAGGUCCCAUUUGGUAAGUCCAAUUGCAUCGACAGAUUAAAAAAUGAAGACAAAUACGCUCCAAAAGAAAGAAGUAAACUGGAAAAAGUCAAUCAAACAAACCGAUGGCGUCAAAAAGAAGAAGAAAUGGGUUCCGCAAAACAAAGUAUUUCGGGGAAGUGUGAAUGAAGGUAAAGGUUUUGCGCUGAAGCGGAAGGAGAAAGUACAGCAUGAGUACAACAAACUUCUGCGGAAGGAGCAGAAGAAGAAAACGACCCCACAGACUGCAUCGCUGUACCGCGAGGAGUACCCAGAACACCUCAAACAUUUAUACAUGGCCGAGGCAGAGAAACUGAAGAGUGAGGCGUGGACAAACCGAGCGAACAGGGCCAAGCUGAGAAUGAAAGGACGGGGCAGAGAGGCAGAGACGGAGGACGAUGCUACACAAGCACAAGCACAAGAACCUGAAACAGCUGCUCCUGAUCCAGAAGGCCCACCUGAGACAGCAGAUACGGCUAUUGAGAAGACAACAUCAGCAGCACAAAUCCUUCCCAUGAGCAACCGCAUGAAGAAGAAAAUGCUGAUGACGACAUCCUUCCAGAGGUCCAAAGAGGAGUACGAAAAAGCCAAAGAGAAGCGGAGAAAGAAGAAAGAGCUGUCUCGUCAGGAGUACCUGAUGAACAAGCAGCAGCGAGAGGAGGCCAUCCGGAAGUACAAGCAGAGAAAGGUGGAGACGUUUCAGAUGCUGUGCAAAAAGACCAAGAAGGGACAACCGAACCUCAAUCUUCAGAUGGACUACUUGCUUCAGAAGUUACAGAAAAACUCAGAAAGACCUUAAAAAGUCUUCCCUCGCUACUGUACACAUAGUCUCCAACAUUGCUCUCUCACUACAUCACCGUUCAUGAAUAAAUGAGCACUGCUUUGUGGUUGACUAUGGCCUAUUAUUAGUCCAAAAGGAAUGAAAGACAAGUUCUAUGUAGUAUUGAGGUCACUAGGCAUCAGUAACGUUAUGAAACAUGACGAUAGAUUACAUGACCUUUCACACUGCAUGGAGACAGACUGGCUACUGAACCAGCACAACCCAGCGGACGUGCUGUGGCUGCGGUCGAGUGGAAAAAAUUCUCCUCUCAUUCCUUGUGGAAGUGGUAAGUUUUUGGCUUCUUUGUCCUUCUUCCCCACUUCACUUAAGACGCUAUUAAUUUUAAUAUAGGUAAACCGGAGAGGCAAACUAGUUAGCUUGCCAUCUGUUAUGUGAUGUAAACAAAGAACAGUAGGCGUGUAAAAGUGACUAUAGGAGUAUUAUGUCGUGUCCACAGGCUCUAAUAAUGUUAAAGUUCGUAUUACAGUCAUGCUCUAACCACGAAAGUGUUCUGUUGAUAAACGAGGGACGACUAAGUGUCUUUUACCACAAGAUGGCUUUGUCAGAUAAGCAGAUGUUGGAAGUUGUGCCCGUGUGAUAUUAUGUUGUCUUUUUAAUCAAUAAAUGUGCAAGUUCUCCCUAA